UGGCCUCUGAACGGCAUCAAGUGACUGACCAGCCUAUAUAAGAGGGCCUUGUCUUGCCGCUCCAGGAUCAUCCCCCACCUCUUUCAACACUUUCCUCUUUUCACCACAAACCAAACUACAACAAACACAAUCACAAUGGGUCUCUUCCACCACAAGCACGAGGGUCCGCACGGCGGCCAGCAGGGCGGCGGCCCCGGUGGCCCCCCUCCCCAGCAGGGCGGCGGCGGCGGAUUCGGUGGUGGCCAGCAGCAGGGAGGCUUCCAGGGCGGUGGCGGUGGUGGCUUUGGUGGACCCGGACAGCAGCAGGGCGGCGGUGGCUUUGGUGGACCCGGACAGCAGCAGGGCGGCGGUGGCUUUGGUGGACCCGGAGGCCCUCAGCAAGGCGGCGGCGGCUUCGGCGGACCUGGUGGCCAGCAAGGCGGUGGUGGCUUCGGUGGACCUGGUGGCCACCAGGGUGGUGGUGGCCCCGGUGGUCCCGGUGGUCAGCAGGGCGGCUUCCAGGGCGGCGGUGGUGGUGGUCCCGGUGGAUUCCAGGGUGGUGGCGGUGGCAGGUACUAAACGUAUCCGUCAUAGGAGAUUGAUCAGAAGAUAUAUUUUACAUGAAUGAUUGACUGAAAUGCG
Molecule: messenger RNA, 621 nt
Organism: Cryptococcus amylolentus CBS 6039
Lineage: Eukaryota; Fungi; Basidiomycota; Tremellomycetes; Tremellales; Cryptococcaceae
Exons: 3
Coding region: 136-558 (140 amino acids)
Source: RefSeq, a predicted model, not a curated record